Messenger RNA from Esox lucius (northern pike), 2405 nucleotides. RefSeq names its product MYCN proto-oncogene, bHLH transcription factor (gene mycn). Gene Ontology annotation, molecular function: protein dimerization activity; DNA-binding transcription factor activity, RNA polymerase II-specific; RNA polymerase II cis-regulatory region sequence-specific DNA binding. The coding region runs from base 852 to 2303 and encodes 483 amino acids. Lineage: Eukaryota; Metazoa; Chordata; Actinopteri; Esociformes; Esocidae. The record is from RefSeq and is a predicted model, not a curated record. The transcript has 3 exons. Gene Ontology annotation, biological process: regulation of transcription by RNA polymerase II.
CAGCUUUUCGCUGUGAACUCAGUUUGUCACAUUCAACACCUCGCACUUGCACAAUUCACGGUGGAUAAACCAGAAGUGAGCUUUUUGUUAUUUUCUUUUGAGCGCCUGUUCUCCUAACGUCCAUAUGAGGGCGCCGUGAUCCCGACUCUUUGAUCAUGCAAUGCUGUUACCUCAACGCCCCAAGACAAUAGUGAUAGUUGGGUUCAGCCAGGGCCGGCCCCAGGUAUAAGCGACCUAGGCAGUCGCUUAGGGCCCCCAAACUUUAGGGGGCCCCAGUCUGCAUGUGAGCACCGGACCAAUAGGGAAGAGGGGGCCCACAAAUCAAAUUUUGCUUAGGGCCCCCAAUUGGCUAGGGCCGACCCUGAGUUAAGCUAUAAGUUUGUGUAAUGAGACCGUCUGUCGUCCGUGCCAUACAAGCCUAGAUAUGAGCUGUUUUUUUAAUAGUAAUUCCAUCAAAUGUGUCAUUGGGAAAUACAUCAUUAUUUAUGUCCAGAAUUGACCUCUUACAUAUUUGAAAAUGUGCCUUAAUUGUGGGUCAGGAAUGAAAAUGUAAUAUCUAUCCGCCGGGGAUGUAUUGGAGUCCGUGGAGGCUACACCGCCAGCCUGCUUGUCCGUCUACCCCGCGCCGCAGCAGCCCCUCCCCAGUGUGGGCGGAGACUUUCCUACAACAGUGAGAUUGGAGUCCGGGCUAUAACACUCGGUAUCCCAGUAUAGUGUCAGAGAUCUAUCCGCACCAUACGAGAGCGUGCACUUCAUCUACAGUUCAUCACUGAACUGCGAUAGCGCGAGAAUCGAGGCUGGAGACUCACGCCACAACCAGUAACCGCGAGGCUUUCCAAGUGUGGGAUAGAAUGCCGGCGAUUAUAAGUACAAAUUCCGACUUGGAGUUCGACUCCUUACAACCCUGCUUCUAUCCAGACGAGGCUGACUUCUAUUUCUGCGGUCCGGACUCUGCGCCACCCGGAGAGGACAUCUGGAAGAAAUUCGAGUUGCUGCCCACGCCGCCUCUCUCCCCAAGCCGAGCGGCGUUACCCGGGGAGCUGGCUUCGCUGUCCCGGGGGGACGGGGGCGACUCCACGGCAGGUCCCAUGGGCUUUGGAUUAGGCGACCCCCUGGACUGCAAUUGGGCAUCGGAGCUCCUUCUCCUGCCCGAGGACGAUAUUUGGGGCGUUUCGGACGGAGACCUGUUCGGCGGCUUAACUUUGGAUAGUAACCCCAACUCAAUCAUCAUCAAGGACUGUAUGUGGAGCGGCUUCUCGGCCAGGGAAAAGCUCGAGCGGGUGGUCACAGAGAAGCUUGGAAAAGCCAUCUCUUCCGCGGCUGCCAGUGGAGUUAGUAGAAAUGUCACUACCGCGGCAGCCACCGCAACCAAGGCGCCCGAGCUGAACCGCUCCUUGGCGGAGUGUGUGGACCCCGCGGUGGUCUUCCCCUUCCCUGUCAACAAAAGAAACAGUAGCACCGGCAGGACGGUCCCCGCCUCUACUACCCACUGUAGCGCGGAUGAAACUCCCAGCGAUUCGGACGACGACGACGACGACGAUGACGACGAAGAGGAAGAUGAGGAAGAAGAUGACGAGUCUGAUGGCGAAGAGAUUGACGUGGUCACCGUGGAGAAGCGGCGCGGCUUGUCGCCCAUGGCGACCGGCACUGUCACCAUCUCGGUGCGCUCGAAGACGGGCUCCGCGUCCGCCGGCGCGGCUUCGUCGGGCGUCGUGAGCCGCUUCGUCAGCAGCCGGGAGUCUGCAGGCUCCGGUGCUCAUGGUCAGGAAUUGAUCCUGAAGCGCAGCUCGGUCCACCAGCAGCAGCACAACUACGCCGCCCCCUCCCCUUACGCCUCGGAUGACGACCACGCGCCCCCCUCCAAGAAACCCCGGCCCUCCGACACCCACCGCCAGCCAAACCGCGGCCACUCCUCAACGCCGUCGCCGCCGUCCUCCUCGGCGCCCUGUGGCUCUGUGGCGACGCCCGGCACGCGGCCCAAGCGUAACGCGAGCGGCGACAGCAGCCCGCGCGGCGGAUCCUCCGGGAACUCCGACUCCGAGGACUCGGAGCGCCGGCGGAACCACAACAUCCUGGAACGCCAGCGGCGCAACGACCUGCGCUCCAGCUUCCUCACGCUGCGCGACAAUGUGCCCGAGCUGGCGAGGAACGAGAAGGCGGCCAAGGUGCUGAUCUUGAAGAAGGCGGCGGAGUACGUGGGGACGAUGGAGCUGGAGGAGCUGCGGCUGACGCAGGAGAAAGACAGGCUGCAGGCGCGCAGGACACAGCUGAUGAGGCGCCUGGAGCAGGCCAGGACUCGCUGAGACGCAUGGACGCAUUCUGCAUUAACACAGGCUUACACACACGUAUACACACACACAUUUACACAUACACACACACAUAUAUACACACACAUACACACACAC